Messenger RNA from Chrysemys picta bellii (western painted turtle), 3804 nucleotides. It is a transcript of the gene VCAM1, whose product is annotated as vascular cell adhesion molecule 1. The record is from RefSeq and is a predicted model, not a curated record. Gene Ontology annotation, cellular component: plasma membrane. Gene Ontology annotation, biological process: cell-cell adhesion. NCBI's taxonomy places the organism in Eukaryota, Metazoa, Chordata, Testudines, Emydidae. Gene Ontology annotation, molecular function: integrin binding.
AGAGCUGAGUAACUGUUCUGUCAUUUUCAGAGCUGCAGACUCACACCGUGUUUCUUCAGAGAGAACAGAGAUCCAGGGUUUGGAGUUAGCUUUCUUUUCAUAAUAUAUCAAUUGCAAAAAUUUACACAAAUGGGAAGAAUAAUUUCAUCAGUGACAGUGCUUUUACUGGGGUUUGUGACUUCUAAAGCUUUUGACAUUAAGAUUACACCUGACUACAAUGUUCCUGCUCAGAUUGGAGAUAAACUUGAGUUGACCUGUAGUACUACUGGCUGUGAAUCCCCAAGUUUCUCUUGGAGAACCCAGAUGGACAACCCCCUAGGUGGGUCAGUGAUGAACAUGGGGAGCAGCUCCAUCUUGACCAUGGAUCCUGUUGGCAUUGAGAAUGAGCAUGAGUAUCUCUGCAGUGCAUGUUGUGGCAGUCGGAAAGAAGAAAGAAGCAUCAGGGUUGAUGUUUACUCUUUUCCCAGUGAUCCAGUCAUUGAGAUCAGCACACCCCUGAAUGUUGGGGAAAAAGCCAAUAUCACCUGUAUGGUUCCCAAAGUGUAUCCUUCUGAGCGUUUGAAGAUGCAGCUUGAGAAAGAUGGAUCUGUUCUUGGCAUGAAAGAGUUUUAUGAGGAAGGAAGCACCAUAACCACAGAGACAAAAAGUCUGACAUUGACUUUUAUCCCCACCUUUGAAGACAUUGGGAAAGCGAUUACUUGUGUGGCUGAAUUACCAAUUGAUGAAAUGGAAUUUGAACCCAAGAAAAGACAGACUUCACAGAGAUUGAGUGUAAACUAUGGACCAAGAAAUACGACGGUCUCUGUCACCCCCUCCACCACAGUGAAAGAAGGGGGAGCUGUGACAAUGACAUGUACCAGCUAUGGUAAUCCAUCUCCAAAGAUCUCCUGGACAAAGCAUUCCAUCAGUGGAGAGUCGCAGUUUCUUUCUGAAAAUGCAACUUUAACUAUAAAUAACGUAAAGGCUGAAGACUUGGGGCUUUAUGAGUGUGAAGGAGUUAACCAGUUUGGAAGAGAGAAAAAAACUGUGGACUUAAUUGUUCAAGUUCCUCCCCAGAAUACUACAGAGUUAAUAUCUCCAUCAGACAAUGUUGAUGAAGGGGAAAAUAUCACUAUUAUGAGUACAACCUAUAGUAAUUCACCUCCACAGACAGUCCCGCAAAAGAUCCAUCCAAGCAACACAACCAUCCUCUCAUCACAGAAUGACACCUCUACAGUCAGCAAAAAUGACACAGGCAUACACCAUGAGACUGGAAAUAAGAACGAGACUAGAAAUAACACUGAUGUGAUUGAGAUAGCUGUUGUAGAAAUGGUGAAAGAAACAGAUUUUGUGAUUCCUGUGAUUGUUGUGCUCUCUUGUUUAUCAACAGUGGCAACCCCUGCACUUGCAAUAUUGGUUUACAGGUCAAGGAAAGCAAAGAUAAAUGGAUCUUACAGUCCUGUAAAUGCACCAAAACCAAAUGUUUAAGCAAGUGACUAACCUUCUUCAUUCCAUGACCUUAUAUGACAUGCAAGUGACUUUUUGUAACACUGUCGUGAAAAACAUGAAAAAAUGUUCUGUACUGUGAUAAAUAUAACAGCCUUUACAUUAAAGGGAAAAAAAAGACACUGCCUUAGAAAUAGGUGAAUUGCUUCCCUAUUGAAGCAUGCUCAACAAGAAGAGUUCUUUGAAGUGCUAAGUUUGUAGAUAGUAUCCCAUUUCCUAUACAUAUGUAUUAUAAACACAUUCAAGUGAACACCAGUUUGGAAAUUCCAAUAUCCUAUUGCAGCUGUACAUAGAACUGUUGUUUCCUGAGAUAUAAACCAACACUAUUUGAACUGAUUAGACUAUUUUGGCAUUACUUAAUAGUGAGUGUUUUAAAUAUAAUUUGUGUAAAUGUUUGGUGGUGGUACUUUCCUACUGCAUGUAAUGUGUUCCAGGUCCUCCUCUUAUUUAUGCCAACAUAACUCCAUUGGCUCCAGUAAAAGUGCAUAGUAUAAAUGAGAAGAGAAUUUGGCCUUUUGUUUCUAAUUAAUUGUCACAAAUGUAAAUCCUUCAGAGUCAAUUAAAAACUUUUUAACUUUUGUUUAAUAAAUGUGCCAAAGCUUUUGAUAUGCAUGUAACAAUUAUAAAUGUAAUUCAGCAAGUAUCUGUUUGGGAUUAAGAUAUAAUCAACUAUAACAUGUGAGAUGUACAAUGGUAUGGUAUUUAUUUGGGGUCUUGUUACUUCAAAGUAUAUAGCAAGAUUUUCAUUGACUUCACUGUGGGCAGGCCCAUAAUUUAGAAGUUAACUCUAAAUCGACAUGCUUUAUAGACUUUUGCACUAAAAUAAAUCCACCUUGGGGUAUUGCCGUUAAUCAUAAAUGGUAAUAAGGCUCCAAUACACAUAUUCAACUCUUAUUGAAUAGACACAGAAUUUGUGAUCUAACAUAUUUAGAUGAAGUUUCUAAAUAUUUCACUGUCUCCUGUUCUUGGUACUGUAUUUUUGUUCAUAGAAAUGUUUAUUCAGUUGAAAUUCCCAACCAAUGCCCAUGUAAUAGUGAGAUGCAACAUGUAUGUUUGCUUUAUUCCCACUUGUUAAUCCUUAUUUCUUUGAAAAGCAAAGUGGUCAAAAUGCUGAAACUAGGUGGUGUAUUUAUUUAUUUUGUUUUCUAUCUUGUAUGGUGUGUGUAACAAUAAUGGGACCCAGGACACAGACUGGCCUGUAUGAGGGAAAACUCAGAGAGUUAAUGUGUAUAUUCUAUAGAUGGCACCAACACAAAAGCAGCAGUUGCAGUAGACUUAGUAAGUAUUAUGAAUUAGUUGUCACAAAACAGUAUAUGGUCCUGGGUACUAGAAAAUUCUGUCAGGAGAAAAAAUGAAGAGAUGCCAGUCUGUUAAUCUAUGUAAAAGACACCUAACAUGCUGCUUCUGCCAAUUCCUGAAGAAAGAAAGAUCUUCCCUAGUUAAGGAAGCAUGCGAUAAAGCAGGACUCAGGGCCUGGAGCACAACUCCAAGGGAGUAAAAAGUCUGCCAGGGUCAUCUCUUCUUAACAAUACCUUGGGCCUGGCUGGGCCUCUCAGAGUUGAAUUUGCCCCCUAGAACUUCACACUGGUUCUCUCCCUUCUGCUUGGAAAGCGGAACCACAGCUUCUGUGGUAUCAUUGAGAUACUGGCAGGCCUCGUGGCAGCCUGUGCCAAGGCUUUAGGCCUCAGCCAAACACUGACAAAGUAAUUGCUGGGAACCUGGUCUUUGUGUUAGUAUGGUUAAGAGGGUAUUGAACUUAUAACAAUGUGUUUAGUGUUUAGACCUUAUGAAAUGCUUGUAAGUUGCAACAUGCCUUAAUGUCACAGAUCAUUUCUUUAUCACAUGCUAUGCGGUAACAUUUAAGUUUUUGCUUUGUAACUAUAGAACUGUGAACCAGGCAGGAGGGAUCAUCUCCUGCCCCUCAAGAAGGCCUAUCAAAAAUAAGUGUGCCACUGUGGAACAUCACAAUACAAAGACAUUGUUAAUUAUCCCCUUGCACCCAUGAAGAGGCUACGUGCAAAAGGGCUUGUCCCAUAAGCUUGAAUUCUGGAAGAAGAAAAUAAAAACAGCUGACAAGAAUUUUGUUCAUCUCUUUUUCUGUUCGACUCUUACAGGGCCAGAACUACGAAAGAGAAUCUGAGAUCCCCAGGGUCAAUCUGGGUUAGCCCUAAAAGACAUUUAGAGCUGACAGAUCACUACAACCUUAUCACUUUGUAAAACCAUAGACUAACUCAUUUGUAUGUAUGCUUGCCACCUUUAACUUUGUAAUAAUUCUAAUUCUUUUCUUAGUUAAUAAAUCCUUAGAUAGUUUACUAUAGA